Molecule: messenger RNA, 2897 nt
Organism: Cygnus olor (mute swan)
Lineage: Eukaryota; Metazoa; Chordata; Aves; Anseriformes; Anatidae
Gene: PLTP
Product: phospholipid transfer protein
Exons: 17
Coding region: 203-2695 (830 amino acids)
Biological process (GO): phospholipid transport; high-density lipoprotein particle remodeling; ceramide transport
Molecular function (GO): ceramide transfer activity; phosphatidylcholine binding; phosphatidylcholine intramembrane carrier activity
Source: RefSeq, a predicted model, not a curated record
CCCGGGGCUUUUCCUCCCUCUGGGCCGUGACCCGGCCUGCUCGCGCCCCGCACGAGUCCUGCCCUCUGCACCGAGAGCACCGGGGUCAGUUUAAGUAGUUAAUGCUGGCGAAGCAGUUCUGGGGGGAUAAGUGCUGUGUAAGCACCAAGUCUCCCAAGUCUCCCGCCUUCCAGAACACAAGCCCCACGCAGCCCGGCUGUGCAUGGCGCAGAUAAUCGCCCCGACCGCAGAGCGCUGGCUCAGACUGACUCCCUUCUGCAGGAGCUUGGAGGAGGGGGAAAGGGGGGACGCAGGCGGGUUUGUCCAGGGCUCCAGGGACAGAAAGCUCAAAGCCUCGUUCUUUGUAACCAAACGGGGCUUGCAGCAAAAGGCGUUUGUGCCUCGCCUCCGUUGGGACGAGAGGUGCUGCUGUGUCCCAGGCUUCCUGGCUGUCCCCACCCCAGUGACAGGCACUCGCUGGGUCAGGAGGGGAGCGUGGGCAUCGCUGGGCCCCUCCGCGCCUCCCACGCAGCCAGGAGCAAGCCCUGGAGACCCCAGGCUGUGUCCUGGGAGCGGCCCUGAGGCUCUGGCGGCUGUUGCAGCUUCCCCGCCGGGGCUCCCGUCACGGACGGGCUCAAAGCAGCGUCCCCCGGCCUGGGGCCGAGGGACCUGCGUCGCACUGCGGCCCGGUGCGGAGCCCGCGGGGCAGCGUUGGGGCUGGCGGGGAGCCUGGCGCCUGCGGGGCUGGGGGCGGCGCUGCCCCAAAGUGCCCCAGCCAGGCCCCACGUGCGAGGUUUGCCCCACGCAGGGCCGAGCGGUGCCGGGACGCCUGGCGACGCUGAGGGACGUGGCGGUGGCUGCCCGUGCGGGACGGGGGGCACGUUACGGGGCGCUGCCGGGCGCUGUGUGCGUGGUGGGGAGCAGGGCCUGGCGCUCAGCCCGCGGCCGGGGUGUCCGAGCAGCCCGCUGUCUGUCGGUGCUGGCAGGCAGCCGGGGACCUGCGCUGCGGGGCCGGCAUCCUCCCGUCCCGCCGUGUCUCCUCCCAGCUGCGGGCCCACAAGGGGUGGCGGCUGGUGGGCUAUAUAAAGGCAGGGGAACCUCAGCCAGCUCAAAAGAAACUCCUGGAGCUACUGGUGUUCUCCCUCCCUCCCUCCCUUCACGUGAUUCAGCUUCCCCACACCAGGGAAGCCGAGGACAAGUCAUACUGUGCGGGAUGGCUGCCGGCAGCCGCCUCCUCCUCCUGCUGCUGCUGCCCUGCCUGGCCGCGGCCUCGCGCAGCCCACCCGGCUGCAGGAUCCGGAUUACCUCCAAGGGGCUGGACCUGGUGAAGCAGGAGGGGCUGCGCUUCGUGGAGCAGGAGCUGGAGAACAUCACGGUGUCGGACCUGCACGGGAAGGAGGGGCAGUUCCACUACAACAUCAGCCAGGUCAAGGUGGUGGACCUGCAGCUGCCCUUCUCCGACCUGCACUUCCAGCCGCAGCAGCACCUCGCCUUCAACAUCAACAACGCCUCCAUCAGCCUGCGCUUCCGCCGCCAGCUGCUCUACUGGUUCUUUUACGACAUCGGGUCCAUCAAUGCUUCUGCUGAUGGCGUCCACAUCCACACGGUGCUGCGGCUGGCCAAGGACGAGGUCGGGCGCCUCAAGAUCUCCAACAUCACGUGCAAUGCCUCCAUUGCCAGAAUGCACGCAGGCUUCUCUGGCACGCUCAGGAAGGUCUACGAGUUCCUGAGCACCUUCAUUGUCACAGGGAUGCGCUUCCUCGUCAGCCAGCAGAUCUGCCCGUCCCUGGAGCACGCCAGCCUGGUGCUGCUGAACUCCCUGCUGGACACGGUGCCAGUGAGGAACUACGUGGACGAUCACAUUGGGAUCGACUACUCCCUCCUGCGGGAUCCAUCCGUCUCCCCGGACACCCUUGACCUAGACUUCAAGGGCAUGUUCUUCUACCGUGCGAGGGAGAGCCAGGAACUGGAGAACCACGCGGUGGAGCCGGUGAUCAAGGAGACCGAGCGCAUGGUCUACGUUGCCUUCUCCGAGUACUUCUUUGACUCAGCCAUGCACGCGUACUUCCAGGCGGGCGUGCUGGCCAUAGAGCUCGAGGGGGAGAAGGUGCCCAAGGACCUGGAGGUUUUGCUGAGAGCCACCUUCUUUGGGACCAUCUUCAUGCUGAGCCCCGCCGUGGUGGAUGCGCCCCUGCGCCUGGUGCUUCAGGUGUCGGCUCCCCCCCGCUGCGUGAUCAAACCCUCGGGCACCUCCGUCUCCGUCUCCGCCUUCCUCAACAUCUCGCUGGUGCCCGCGGGCCGCCCCGCCGUGCAGCUCUCCAGCAUGGCCAUGGAAACGAAGCUGAGCGCCAAGGUGUUCCUGCAGGGGAAGGCGCUGCGCGUGCAGCUGGACCUGCGGCGGUUUCGCAUCUACUCCAAGCAGUCAGCGCUGGAGUCGCUGGCGCUGUUCUCACUGCAGGCCCCGCUGAAAACCCUGCUGCAGCUGACGAUCAUGCCCAUCAUUAACGAGAGGACGAGAAAAGGGGUGCAGAUCCCGCUGCCGGAAGGCAUGGACUUCACCAAGGAGGUGGUCACCAACCACGCGGGAUUCCUCACGGUGGGAGCUGAUCUCCACUUCCAGAAGGGGCUGCGGGAAGUGAUUGAGAAAUACCACGCCGUCCCCGCAGCCCCCACCUCACCGCCCGCAGCGCCCAGCGCAGAUCCCCGCCAGCCGUAGCUCCCACUCGCUCCUUCACCCUGGACAGAGGGCAGAUCCCGGGCUGGACCCGUAGGCUGUAGGUAGGAAGCAGCAUCCCCAGCACCACUCGAACAUCCCGCAGGGCUUCUGCGCCCUGGUGGGCGGCAGCAAGGCGGAGACAGCUGCUCUGGGAACCCCUGCUGCACCCUUGUCGUUACACUAAUAAACCACUCAACGCCAA